CGGAGCCUCCGGGGUUCCCUGACUUCCGGCGUGGGCCGUGGCGUAGGCUGGCCGGCUGCCCCCACGUGGGGGCCGGGGCGGAGCAGGAGGCGGCCGGGCUCCGCCACCCUCCAGCGCCAUCAUGUGCGAGGUGCCCGCGGAGGUUCAGCGCUUCCUACAGCAGCACCCGGUGCUGCGCCUCGUCGAGCCGGGCAAUAAGGUAAAAUGCAGGUUGACAGGUCACGAGCUGCCAUGUCGGAUGCCAGAGCUGCAAGCUUAUACUAGUGGCAAGAAGUAUCUGAGACUGAUAAAGACCGCAAGAGCAUUUGACUACAGCGAAUUCGAGCCACACAUUGUGCCCAGUACUAAGAAUCCCCACCAGCUGUUUUGCAAGCUCACUCUCAGGCACAUCAACAGGCUUCCAGAGCAUGUGCUGCGUCAUGUCCAAGGAAGGCGCUAUCAGAGAGCGCUGAAAAAAUAUGAGGAGUGCCAGAAGGAGGGCGUGGAGUACGUCCCUGCCUGCCUCCUGCAGAAGAGACAGCGGCGACGAGAUGACCAGGCCGAGGGGAGCAGGCAGCCCCGCAGAAAGGGAGAAUUUUGGGAGCCUAUGUCCAGUGAAGAGGAAGAAGAUGACACAGAUGAUAGCAUGAGCGACCUGUACCCAUCUGAGCUUUUCCCAGAAAAAAGGCCGGUGGUGCAAGGAGACAGGGAAGGUGGUGAUGACUUUGUGACAGACAGCGAGGAAGAUGGGGCCAAGCCUGCAGAGGAAAACAGCAGCAUGAAUGGAGAGGAGAGUGAAAAGAUGGACGAGACCAGACGAGCUGGCAACAAAAGGGGAAAGCAUUCAAUGGGGAUCCUUCCACUUUGGGAUAUUCUUGUAGCAAUCACUGUGGGGUCAAGACCAAAUCAGUUAUAGGUCUCUUAUGCAGUAGGCUGCUGAAGCUCAUAUGAGUUGCAAAGGGGACCUCCUCCUACUAUAUGGGACAGGAUUGAUUCGAUACUUGUCAGUGCUUGGAAAAAACAGCCGGCUGAUCCGAUCUGCAUCAGCAUCCAAGGAGAAUACCUUGCCGCUGUGCAUUUCAGAGGAAGAACAGCUGUAACCAUGUUGCCAUAAGAGAUCAUGGCCAAUUGAAGGAGGGCAGUGGGCUCAAUGGGCUGAGCAGGGCAAUCCUUCCUGCUUCUUUAACUGAGACAGAUCAGUCCCAUUGGGGUUGGUGGGGAGGGCCUGAAAGAUAGGGACUGUACUUUGGAAGACUUGAGGCUUCCUACCUGUAAUGCUAUAAUUCCAAACAAGCCGAAGCAGGCAUACUGCACAAAAUUCCUACUCAGCACCAGGAUACAGCCGCCUGAGGAAGGGAAAUAAACAGCGUUACCACAUCUCCAGCUCACACAGGAAACAGUUGGUUUUGGUUUGAAUUUCAGCAGGUUAAGGAUUUCAUGUAGCCAAGUCACAGAGAGCCUCUGCUAGGAGAUAUCUGGUAUCAAAACACUGCUGGUUUGGGGAGGGGGGGGGGGGGAAAGGUCAGCUUUAAAGUCUGCAUUCUCCACAGUGAGACAUUGUCGUAUGGCUCCUGAAGAACAUCUCUCCAUUAUUCCACCAGGUGAUGGAGCAAGGGAUCAAACAUAAUCUUUGUUUAGUCCCUGGCACAUCGUACUAGUUGGCAGGUGCCAUGCAAGGGUACAUCCUCUCUGCAAUAAAAGACCUGCAGCACAGCCAUAGCUGGCCCAGGUCAGCUGACUCCAGCUUGUGGAGCUCAGAGUGGGGGUUAUAAAAUUUCAACAUGGACAUUUGGGCUCAGGCUGGGGCCCGCCGUUUCAAACUCUGCAAGGUGGCUGGGUGGGUCUCAGAUCCUGGGCUCCAGCCCAAGCCUGAAUGUCUAUACUGCUACUUUUAGUCUUGCAGCCUGAACCCGAGUCAAUUGACCCAGGCUCUAUGGUAGUGUAGACAUACGCUUUAGGUCACAAGACGUUAGACAAAAAACAGCCAAGUAUGUAGAUGUUGGAUAUUGCCUUUCCUGAGGUGGUGGUGGGAGGAUGAUACCAUAGUUCUUUCGAGAAUACAGAAUAUUAAACAAACAAACAGACAGAAGCUUUCCUGUAAAUCUUGCAUUCAAAAGAAAACUGAUCGCAUUUCCCAGCAGGCGGAUUUCCACGUUGAGAACUUGACUAAAAAAAAAAAAAAAAAAAAAAAAAAAUCUACAGGGGAAAAGAUUUAGCAAAAUUAAAUUUUUGCCUGGACAAAAUAAAAAAAAAAAACAAAAA
Caretta caretta (loggerhead turtle) is the source of this 2241-nucleotide messenger RNA. Lineage: Eukaryota; Metazoa; Chordata; Testudines; Cheloniidae. The record is from RefSeq and is a predicted model, not a curated record.